UCGGAGGUCGUGUUGUGCUUCUCUUUAAUGUUUAUAGAUUUCAGUGAAUUUAGUUACUAUAAGACGAUGAAUUUAUACAAAUAUUAAAGAACUAUGAUUUAGUUUAUUGUGUGGAGUGACUGUUAGACUGGAGCAAAUCGAUACAUUUUGCGUUUGAAGAAGUUACUCUAACAUCGUAUUUUUAGUUCAUCCGCCAUAUUGGCGUUAAUAUCUCUUCAAGUGAAGACAUUGCUGUGUAAUCAGCGUUUGGUGCUCCAAUAUCAAUACUUCCCUACCCUGCAAUCAGAUGCAAGGUAGAUUGCUGACUCCAGCACAAUGCAGCAGGCAGUCGAUCCUCUCGCUACCACCAGCACGCCCACGGCAGAGCCCGUCAAUGGCGCUCCGCCUGAUGAGCCGGCGCGGCGGCAAGGGCGGAUGACCAAUCAGCUGCAAUUUCUACAAAAGAAUGUGAUGAAGGCAGUAUGGAAACAUCAGUUUGCAUGGCCUUUUCACCAACCAGUAGAUGCAAAAAAAUUAAACCUUCCUGACUAUCAUAAGAUAAUUAAAAAACCCAUGGAUUUAGGAACAAUAAAGAAGAGGCUUGAAUCCAAUUAUUACUAUUCAGCUCAGGAAUGUAUUCAAGACUUCAAUACCAUGUUCACCAACUGCUAUGUCUACAACAAACCUGGUGAGGAUGUUGUAGUCAUGGCACAAACUUUGGAGAAAUUGUUUCUAAACCGGAUAGCGCAAAUGGAUAAGGAAGAGAAAGAAAUUGAGACACCAUCAAAGGGUGGGAAGGGUGGAGUGAAGAAGCGUGGCACGUCGACGCCUGGUGCAGUGGGCGCUGUAGGCGGGGCGGGGCCGGCGAGCGCGCCCAGCCCCGCGCCGCGCGCCGCCAAGCCGCCGGGCGGCGCGCCGCACCCAGCGCUCGUGGGCUCCACCAACACCACCACCACCCCCGCCAUCCCCGCGCCGCCCGCCACGCCGCCCGCCACACACACUGGCUUGCCGCAACAGGUCGCCACUCAGCCGUCAAGUUUCCAUGUGACUCCACCGGCAGCCCCACCUGUCUCGACAAUACCUGCAGUAGCACUAUCCCAAACUCAGCCAGCUAAGGUAAAAAAGGGUGUGAAGAGAAAAGCCGAUACUACUACUCCUAUGGGAAGUUCUUUUGAAGGAGGAUACACUACACCAACAAUUGAUCAACAAAGUGGUCCCAAACCUGCAAAGAUUUCCACUAGGAGAGAGAGUGGGCGCCAGAAAAAGGCGAGUAGGACGGGCGAUGAUGGCUUCAAAAUGGGUGGAUUGUCUCCAAGUGGAGCAGGCGCUUCACAUCACUCUGCUAUGACACCCCAGCUUGCGAAGAGUAAAGAAAAGCUUUCAGAUGCUCUAAAGAGUUGUAAUGAAAUUUUGAAAGAAUUGUUUUCAAAGAAACAUUCAGGAUAUGCAUGGCCAUUCUACAAACCUGUAGAUGCCGAAUUGCUUGGACUUCACGAUUAUUUUGAUAUUAUUAAGAAACCAAUGGACCUUGGAACUGUUAAGCAAAAGAUGGACAAUAGGGCGUAUAAGACAGCCACUGAAUUUGCUGCUGAUGUCCGCCUAAUAUUCACAAAUUGUUACAAGUAUAAUCCUCCAGACCACGAUGUUGUCGCAAUGGCUCGAAAACUACAAGACGUCUUUGAAAUGAGAUACGCCAAGAUUCCCGAUGAACCUGUACACGUAGGAGUUCCACAUAUGGAUAAAGGAAGCUCGGCGUCAAGUUCAGAGUCGGGCUCUGAAUCAGAUUCUGAAUCUGACGAUUCAGAAGAAGAGAGAAAUAACAAAGUUAAGCUUUUAGAAAAAGAAUUACUUGCACUACAAGAAAAAAUGAGAAAACUAGUAGAAGAAUCAAAUAACAAAAAGAAAGCAAAGAAAAAAAUGAAGGACAAGCAAAAGAAACAAAUAACAAACAAUGCUGUGCCCAAAGCAAAUGCAGCAGCGGCUUAUGCAGCUAAAGCCAAUAAUAUUGCAGAGACUUUGGCUCCAAGCAAUGUUCGGGGAAAGACUGGUACGAAGCGAGGCGGUGGCGGUGGGGCGGCAGGGGGCAAGGCGGGCGCGCGCGCCGCGGCUCCGGGUAAGAAGAAGAGCUCCACGCCCACCGCUGCGCCGCCCCCGCACGUGCCGCCGCAUCCCGACACCGACGACGAGGAUCAGGCCAAACCCAUGUCCUAUGACGAGAAGCGACAGCUCUCGCUCGAUAUAAACAAACUGCCUGGUGACAAACUGGGUAAAGUAGUGCACAUUAUCCAAAGCAGAGAGCCCUCUUUACGGGACUCUAAUCCGGAUGAGAUUGAAAUAGACUUUGAAACCCUCAAACCUUCUACACUUCGGGAACUUGAAAACUAUGUCGCAUCAUGUCUUCGGAAAAAGACACAUCGAAAAGUGUCUGGUAAAUCUAAGGAUGAACAAAUAGCUGAAAAGAAACAGGAAUUAGAGAAAAGGCUGCAAGAUGUAUCUGGGCAAUUAGGAACAAAUAAAAAGCAGCAACAGAAAAAAGCAGAAGGUUGUAAGGAGGCCCUCGGUGGUGGCAUGUCGUCCUCUUCGAGUUCUUCUGACUCGUCCAACUCAUCCUCGAGCACUGAUACCAGUUCCUCAGACAGCAGUGAUAGUGAAGCAGGUACGGGAUCUAGUAGGACGCCCAAGAAGAAACCGAAGAAACAGCAUCAGCAUCCACCACAAGCUCACAAACCGGUGGCGCCUGUGACGGUUGCAACUACUUUGGCUGCGCCAGUGUCCGUGCCCACUACGGUGGAGAUGGUGGCACCGGCGCCGCCAGUGGACGUGAAGCCCGCCAUUGUGCCGCAGGAAGUAGUCCCUGCGCAGCCGCUGGAGCAUAAGGAACCCGCACCCAUUCCGACGCCCGUGCUCUCUGUGCCCACGUCUGUACCCCAGCCAUCUACUAACAUUAUUCCCGAUUCUUCCAUCACCCCAGUUGUACGUGAUAUAGAGGACCAGAAACCCAUACCUAAAAUUGAACCAAGAAAUGGCCUGGAUAAGAUAGAUGGGUCUCAGUACAUUGAUCCUAUUGAGAGAUCUCUGGCAAGUCUAGAGCGAAGUCUUAAAGCUGACGUACCUAUGGAUGUAAACGUGGGAGUAUCAGACACAUCAAUGAGACUAGAGGAGGAAUUUUCUCUACCUAAACCUCAAAUAAUGCCAGAUGCUGCCCAUCAAAACUUGAUGGCACAACUGGGUGGUUUGGCAGAGGUUGCUCGAGUACCAGAACAGAUUAAAACCGAAAUGUUUAUGCCACCGCACAAUGGGUUUGUGGACAAGCUGCAACAUGAACGUGAGAUGUUGCGACCUGACAUAAAUCCUAUAAUUCCUGGUAUGACAGGCGUGCCUCAGGUGACAUCCAUUUUUGACCCAAUACCUACAGCACAACAUAGUGUAAUCUCACAAUCCCACCUUACUAUGCCGAAUGCGCCGUGUCUUAUCACACCUGCAGCGAAAAAAGAAGAUGUGAAACCUUUACUGACACCAAAACCAAUCGAAGACCUCAUGGGAAUUCCAAACAUGGUUUCCAAUAAUAUUUCCGACCGCGUUAAGUACGAAAUGGAAAAGAAAAUGGAGGACUCCAAAAAUACUAACUUUGCACAAGCUUUCAAACUCAAACAAGAACAAAAUUUGAAAAAUGCAAGCUCUUGGUCUUCGCUUGCACAAGCAGGAAGUCCACAGAGUAUACCAAAUAUGGGACCUAAUCAUCAAAUUAAACAGAAGCCUGUUAUGGAUAGUUUUCAGGCAUUCAAGAAACAAGCUAAAGAGAAAAUUGACCGCCAAAGAGCUCUUAUAGAACAACAAGAGUUGCGAAAAAAGGAACAGGCAGAGAGAGAAAGACAGCGCCAAGAGACUGAAAGGCGACAACCAGAUGAAGAAAAAAUGAGGCAAGUUUUACAAACUUUAAAGAAAUCGGUGGCUCAAGGCGUGCGUAAAGUGGAGAGCGCAGAGGUGGCUUCCCCGCGUGUGUCCCCAGUGGCGCGCGCCUCGCCGCCCGCCGCGGCCGCUGCCGCCGCCACCGCCGCGCCCGACAAGCCGGCCGCCUCCGAGCGUGAGCGCCUGCGUCAGCGAGAACAGGAACGUCGCAGACGAGAGGCUAUGGCGGGUCAGAUAGACAUGAAUAUGCAAAGUGAUUUAAUGGCGGCAUUCGAAGAAUCACUGUAAUAUGCUUUAAGGAGGACACUAAUAAAUUGUACAUAUGAGUAUAUAAAUAUUAAUUUUACGUCAAUGCAAUCGAUAAUUAUGGUGAUAGUAUGACACCGAAGUGAGUUUGUGAUCGUUUAGUGCGUGAAACAGUUGACUAACAUGUGGUUAAGUGCUGUGAAUAGGUAUACUUAAACUGUUGUAACGUCAUUAUUGAUUUCGUGGUCACAUAUUAUGGGCCUUUACUAGAGGGUUGCAUUUUAAUUAAAAUUAACUUGUAUUAUAAGUUUGUAUGUAAGGUCCUAAUGGUAAACAACUCUCUUUACAUUCGUAAGUCUAUAUUUAUAUUUCGUUUUAGAGGCGUCUCCUUCCUUCCAUAAUUGUUUUAUAGUGUCUACUAAUGACGAUAGAAUGGUAGAUUGGAAAAUCAACAUGUUUUAUGUAAUUGGUGAAUAAACAAUCAAAUAAACUAUGAAAUCUGUUACGUGACUUCACACCAUUUCUCAUUGCAUCGCUGUAUUACGAAUUGAAUAUUUCGGAAAUAAAAGUAAUUCUUGACGCUUAGAAGUAAAAAAAAUGCCAUAACAUUAAAAUGUCGCUUAAAAUUCAACGUGCAAUGGGUGACGGCGUGGGUUUAUAUUUAUUAGUGAAUGGAAUUUCUGUUACGUAUUCGAUUUUCGAUAAAUAUUGCUUAAUGUUAGUAGAUUUUUUAUCAGUCUGUCAUGGAAAACAGAUCAAAUGUCAUACAUUUGAUUUGAAAUAUAUUUAUUUUACAUUGGAAUAUGUCUUUUUAUGUUUGUAGAUAGAUAACUCCAGUGCAAAUGUAGUAAUUUUUAACGAGUUUUGCGUACAUACUCAUUUAUGAAUGAGAGAAUAUAAAUAUGAAUGAAUACCAAUAAUACAAAUCUCCACGAAACAUUGUAUAUUGUUAAGCAACUUAAUUUCAGCCAUUUACUCUCAAUCUCGAAAUCAAAUGUAGAUAUGAAGUAAAAUAUAUUGACAUUCCAUAUUGUAUAUAUGUUGUUUAAAUUGUUAUUUAUGUUUUGUUUUCGCCAAUGAAUCGUUUUGGACAGGUAUUAUGACAAAAUCUUGUCUAAAAAAUAGCGAAGUUAGAAACAAAACCGUUAAAAUCUCUAACCAGAGAUUCACUGGUAAGCUUAUACAUAUAAGCAUUAACUUGGUAAUUUUGACCAUUUUUAUGUACAAAUAUUCAGAAGAAUAGUUACAAUAUUGGAUACCACGUUUGAAUACGAAAUUAAUAAUUAUAUCCUACG
Messenger RNA from Spodoptera exigua (beet armyworm), 5429 nucleotides. Lineage: Eukaryota; Metazoa; Arthropoda; Insecta; Lepidoptera; Noctuidae. The record is from the annotation of a GenBank genome assembly.